Molecule: messenger RNA, 1029 nt
Organism: Didymosphaeria variabile
Lineage: Eukaryota; Fungi; Ascomycota; Dothideomycetes; Pleosporales; Didymosphaeriaceae
Gene: KRR1
Product: ribosomal RNA assembly protein krr1
Exons: 4
Coding region: 1-1029 (342 amino acids)
Cellular component (GO): small-subunit processome; nucleolus
Molecular function (GO): RNA binding
Source: RefSeq, a predicted model, not a curated record
AUGCCGUCUACGCACAACACAGACAAGCCAUGGGACACGGACGAGAUCGAUAAGUGGAAGAUCGAGCCGUUCAAGCCAGAGGACAACGCGGGAGGAACCUUCACUGAAGAAUCUAAGUUCUCGACGUUGUUCCCCAAAUAUCGGGAACAGUACCUCCGUUCCUCAUGGAAGGUGAUCACGGCAGCGCUGGCGAAACAUGGCAUCGCCUGCGAGCUCGAUCUGACUGAAGGAUCUAUGUCAGUGGCUACAACUCUUAAGACGUACGACCCAGCUGCAAUCUUGAAUGCCAGAGAUCUCCUCAAGCUGUUGGCCAGAUCCGUCCCAGCACCCCAAGCUCUCAAGAUCCUCGAGGACGACGUCGCUUGCGACAUCAUCAAGAUAAGGAAUCUCGUGACAAACAAGGACCGCUUUGUCAAACGGCGACAGCGGAUCCUUGGACCCAAUGGCUCAACACUAAAAGCCUUGGAACUUUUGACCGAAACUUUCAUACUUGUUCAAGGCAACACUGUCGCGUGCAUGGGCGGAUACAAAGGACUGAAAACGGUCAGGCGGAUAAUUGAAGAUACAAUGGCUAAUGUACACCCAAUAUACUCAAUCAAGGAGUUGAUGAUCAAAAAGGAGCUGGAAAAAGAUCCGAACCUCCAAGGGGAAUCUUGGGACCGCUUCCUGCCCAAUUUCAAGAAACGAACUACGGCGAAGCGGAGAGUGCCUCACAAGGUCACCGACAAGGCGAAGAAGGUUUACACGCCGUUCCCACCCGCACAGGAGAAGAGCAAGGUCGACCUGCAGAUCGAGAGCGGAGAGUACUUCUUGGGCAAGCAAGCGAAGGAACGCAAAGCGAAGGAAGACCGAGAGGCCAAGAUGAAGGAGAAGAUGGACGAGAAGCGAAAAGAGCGGCUCAGCGAGUAUGUUGCCCCGGCGGAAGAUGGCGGCGAGAAGAAGAAAAAGAAGCGGAAGCGGGAAGAAGGCGAGGAGAAAGAAAAGAAAAAGAAGCGCAAGGAUGUCGAAGUCAAUGGCGAUGCAGCUUAG